UUGGACAUACCUGCACGAUCUAAAGACCAACUCUGAACUCUUCCCCCGCAAUUUUGCUGUUGCGAACGAGCCACGACGAGAGGGAGAGAGCGAGCGCGAGCGAGACAAGCUGGAGCUGAAGGCUGCAAAAGAUGGCUCAGCAAGCUAUGCAGCCUUAGAGAGGAAAGCUGAACUAUAUGAUAAACUAGCUAGGGGCGAGCUCUCUGAUGAGGAAGACAAAGAGAAAUACUGUGUAGAUUUCUUCCAGAAAAUCAUCACAAAAGUUGAACCGGAGCGGCCUGACGAGAGAAGCCCUGCUGUUGGUCACCCUCAACAUGAUCAAGAUGGUGAGAAUGAUGAUGACAUUCUGCGCGAAAGGCCAUUUGGACCUGGGCGUACAGGCGCCACUUUAGAUUCCGAUGAGCACAAGCGUUUUGUGAGAGAAGUUCAUGAAGAGGCGAGCCAGGCCAGGGAGAAGACCACACUGGUCAAGCUGCGACGGCAGGAGCAAGAGGCAGCUCGAAGAGAGAAACUCAGGCAGGCUUAUCUCAGAAAACAGCUGCAGAAAUUGACUUCUUCAAAUCAGAAAUCUGCAUAAUUUUCUGACUGCAAGUAAUUGGGAUGGGAUUAUGAAAUUGGCGAUUGCUCAACUUGCAUAGAAGCAUUAUAGUCACACCUGGUCUGUAUGUUUUGUGCAUUAUUUUGUUGGUUUGGAGAGUGAUUUUCUUCCUUUGCUUGAAUUGGUUCAUUAUAAAGGAGGAAAUCUAUGGUUCCCUGUAUGGGGGUUGCUGGAAUGUAAAUUAGGAAACCUUUUUCCUCAUUGAAGACAAGAAAAAAUAAUUAUAAAUGGCUAUUCUG
Messenger RNA from Phalaenopsis equestris, 837 nucleotides. RefSeq lists its product as uncharacterized. The record is from RefSeq and is a predicted model, not a curated record. NCBI's taxonomy places the organism in Eukaryota, Viridiplantae, Streptophyta, Magnoliopsida, Asparagales, Orchidaceae. Gene Ontology annotation, cellular component: nucleus.